Molecule: messenger RNA, 864 nt
Organism: Cladocopium goreaui
Lineage: Eukaryota; Dinophyceae; Suessiales; Symbiodiniaceae
Source: the annotation of a GenBank genome assembly
AUGAGCUCGCAUCAAGUGGGACAGUACAUGGCGGCCUGUGGCUUCGCAGACUAUGAGCACCUCUUUAAGGAGCACAACAUCAGUGGAGAUCGACUGCUUCAGUUGACCUCAGAGGAUCUGAGAGACAUUGGGUUUGUGACGGUGGGCGACCGACUGGUGAUGCAGCAGGAGAUCGCCGGUCUACGGGCGGGACGCCGAAUUGCUUGGCGUUCCAAUAGCUUUGAGCUGGGGCAGGAGCGCAUGGUCACGUCCAAGUCGGACAGGUCUGACUCGGAGUCCAGAUUGGUGGGAUGGAACACCAACGAGGAGAGAAAGUCGGAGUACCUGAAAUCUGCAGAGGAGGUUUCAAAGCAGAAAGAUCAAAAAUCCAGGCGAAAGGCGCUGAGAAAGCACCGCUCUUCCGAGGACCUUCGUAGCCUCCGCAGCAAGAUCUGCCAAGCCUUGAGACUGGCAGCAGCACGCGAGGAUGGCUGCAUGGGUCAUGCUGUCCUGAAAGUCUGGCAGAGCUACGUGCAGCAGCAGGUGAAGGAUCGCCAGCGGCUAGUGGAAGACCUGACGCCUUCCGCGCUCUGCGGCCUUCGCGGCGUGUGCGCCCGGCGCACCGUGCUGUCGCAGCUGGCAGCGCUACGCGCCUGGGCUGCGGUGGUGGUGCUAAGGCGUCAUGAGGUUGAGUUGAAAGCUCAAGAGGAGAAGGCCUCGCUCCGAAGCACCUCGGCCCUGGCCGUGCUGCGGAACGAGCUUCGGGCCGUGCGAUGGCAGGGGCACCGUGCAGCUUUUCGACUUGCACAGCAGCGGGCCCUUCUGGCACAGUUGGCGCCCUUCAAUGCAUGGCGACAGCUGAGUCAAGAGGCUCACUGGAGUUGA